Molecule: messenger RNA, 2241 nt
Organism: Tuber aestivum (summer truffle)
Lineage: Eukaryota; Fungi; Ascomycota; Pezizomycetes; Pezizales; Tuberaceae
Source: the annotation of a GenBank genome assembly
GAGCAUCAAGAAACAUCUAUUCUCUUUAUCUCUAUUUUAUCAGCCGCCUCGCCCUCCCUCAUAACAAUAAGUUGCUCCAUACCGCCGCCACUGACAGCCACCCGCUCAAAUGCGUUGAGCUUACAUAGCGUGCCAUCCGAUAACACGAUAACACGAUACAGUUGCCAUCAGUCGAGCCAGUUUAGUAAGGCACUGUACGGCAUAUCUCAAUGAAGAUGUACAGAUAUGUGGGGAGAGCAUUUGCACAUGGCACAUAGUGGAAGAAAGGAAAACCCAAUCUGCUCGAAUAUGUUGAACACACACAAUUCGCUCCCAGCCUCGACAAUAACACCCGUGUUGCAGAUCCACCCAAAUUGUCUCCCUGGUACCACCUGUCCCCGAACUCAAAAGCGUCCGGAUGCUUUUGAAACCGACCACUGGCGUUCCACUGCUUACAAACUUCCUCAUACCCGAGCGCGCUGUCAGAACCUCGCCUCGAGCCUCUUGUAUGACCACCCUUAAAUCUCUACAGGUUCGCCAUCUGAUCCCUGCUUGUGAUAAGGAAACCUAAUUUUCCAGCACUUUCAAUCAUACGCAUACGAACCCCCUUAUCCGACAUCAGAUCCUUAUAUUGUGAGAACCCGUUUUCGGCACUGCACGCAACUGGCAGAGCAUACAGUACGGCACCAAUUGUCCACAACGGGGGCAACGUGUUGUCCGGUUCAUUCUAGCGCAGGUCACCGGGGGUCUCGUCGCUGUACAAAGUACUUACUUCCCUCUCGUCACCGCAGCCGGAAUGACACCCUUUUCGGAACAACUACUAGGAGGCCAUAGAAGAGCCAAGCGGAUGCCAAUCGCCACGCGGAGACACGAGUGCUCGCUACUCGUAGGCUCACUAAAUUUAGUGGGGGAAGUGGUGGGGUAUCUCUAGCUACAUGCUCGGACAUUAGAGAAAUUGGAAACUCCCGCACAUUGAUAUCAGCCAGGAGAUUGUCGUUAGGGUGAAACUAGUUUCGUCCGCUAUACCUACCGCUCCUCCAAUCAUCCCUCCGUCUUUUAGGAACAUGUACGGCAUCAAUUCCAUUCGACCGAUUAUCUCAAGCAUCGAAGAACCAUGGCCUGAAAAUCGUCUCGCCGCCAUGCCGCAACUGCUGAAAAACAAGAGAAAUUCACUACGACGUUGUAACUAUCUCUCGCGGUAAGGCGCUGUGUAUCCCUCUCUUUUUUUGUCCUGGCUGAUGGUUAUAUUUAGAGUGACUUGCACCUGGUACCCCUAUCCUUGAGGGGGUUUCAACGACAUAGCACAUUCCUCUUGUACUCAAGCACUAUACUAUGCUUACGGCAGACGUCUUCACCCACUUCCAGGCAUUACCUGCAUAGCUCUCAAAAAUCUCCGGCCAAACGAGUCCGCACCUACAACUGCUGGAACCGAAAUUUCCUUGUAACAGUGCCCCCGAACUGCCAACUCCUUGGAUUUCUAAUAUCCCUGGGCGGCUGGUGAGUGUCCAGAAUAACCCGGUCUUCAGAAGGAAGUCGCGUUUCCCCAAUACUAGUAUUGUCGCAUCUCUGGGAAGAGCGGUUGGCUGGGUAUGGCGGAAUGUCAGAUACACUGGGAGACCAGAAGGUACACGCCAGAUAUCGCGGCGCAGUUGGUGACUUCACUGACCCCCACUCUGUUGGAAAGCCUUCUAGGGAUUGUCUGCGUAUUUCUGAUCCGGUGUAGCUGGCGCUCCCACCUACCCAGCAAACUGCCCCGCCCGAUAAUUCGAUACUCGAUCCUCUGCGAUGGGCUCAUCCACAGCAUCUCUCGUUAUAUAUUCGCAUUACACAUGCCAAAUCCCCUAACACCCAGACACUGAUCUGACCAGGACAAGAGCCAACCUGACAAAUUUUACCUCUACAACCUUUCCACAAUAGCAUCAUUCAAAGCAGUUCCUUCCAAGCGUUUUCCCCCGGUAUUGAAAGCAGAGAAUCAGAGGCAUCUCCCUUGUAAAAAUCAAUGACCCCAGCCCAAGGCCAGCAUCCCUGGUGUUGGCAAAUCAAGUCAAUGACUCUUUCCCAAAUCUUCCACUUCUUGACGCCUGGGGAUCUAGGUGUAUCUGCUGUACCUGGAGAGAGUCCAACAGCAAACACUCCAAAAAUCCGCUAGCAAAAACUAGCCCACCCAUCCACGCAGGGUGUGCCGUCAAUCAUAACAGAUGAGCCAGGAGAGGAAGAAGCAAAAAGGUACGAUUAAUUUGCGGUACAGUAACAGGAGCCUUC